This is a messenger RNA of Miscanthus lutarioriparius, 1290 nucleotides long. The record is from the annotation of a GenBank genome assembly. NCBI's taxonomy places the organism in Eukaryota, Viridiplantae, Streptophyta, Magnoliopsida, Poales, Poaceae.
AUGGGUGUUUUCGGUCGAACACCUCUUGCAAGCUGCCCAGCGACCCGGCACUGCGCAGAAUGGGCCCGAAUCUACUUGAAGUACUGCUUGUGCAGCCAGAAGGAAGGUGCUGCCCUGGCACUUGGGCUAAUCAGUGUCAUAAGCUGGGGCCUAGCCGAGGUGCCACAGAUAAUAACAAAUUACAGACAGAAUUCAACAGAAGGACUCUCUGUCGCCUUCCUUAUGACCUGGAUUGUUGGGGAUUUGUUUAAUCUUGUUGGCUGCUUCCUCGAACCUGCUACUCUGCCAACUCAGUUCUACAUGGCGUUGCUAUAUACCAUCACAACUCUGAUUCUUACUGGACAGACGCUAUACUAUAGCCACAUCUACCAUCGCCUUAAAGCAAAAAAAUCCAGGGAAGCUAGCAAGCCUCACGGUGAUGCUUCAUUACGCGAAAAGCUUUUGGGAGCCAAGGACGGUGCGGCAUCCAGAAACAAUGAGUCAGAUGCUGCAAUCCUUAUUCCAAGCUCACCUAUUCCUGUUAAUACGAAAUAUGUCGACCAAUACCAUGGAAGCAGCCCCAGUACCGACUACUACUACAUGUCGGCAAGAUCCUUGUCCAGUAGUCCAGUGCCAACUGCUGGUACAUGGUUGGGCAGUAAUCGUCAAUCAUCAAGAACUCCUUCACAAACAAAUGAUCAAAGGGGAGCUUUAGUUGGUGAGAUCGCUCCAGCACAUUCUGCACCAUCUACUGUCACAAAAAAUGCCCUCUCAGUGGCACCAUGGAUGGUUCUUCUAUUGGGUAUGUGUCUCUUGCACAUUUUGGUUGGAAACACACAUAAGGAAAUGCCAAGUGGAACUGUCAUACCAGUUGGAAGAAGGCUUUUACUGUUUGUGGAUGAUCAUGGAAAUUCAUCUCUCAGCCAUGGCAGUGGAAGUGAAAUUGGAAGCUUUCUUGGUUGGGCUAUGGCAAUAAUUUAUAUGGGUGGGCGGCUUCCCCAGAUUUUGUUAAAUAUGCAAAGAGGCCACGCUGAGGGGCUGAAUCCAUUAAUGUUUACCUUUGCUUUAGUGGGAAAUUCAACAUACGUAGGAAGAAGUGAAGCUGAAAUGGGUACCUCGUACAACGGGCUCUGGGUAGCAGCGUCAUUGUUACCUGAAGGCCACCACUCGCACCCAGGACAGAUUUGGAGCGUCGUUUCAUUGGUUGCUGCUUGGAGGAAACUUGCACGAGAAAUGUACAUUCGUCAGAGGUUCAUGUUGACGCUUGCCAAACCACGGUUCCUUAAGACGUUUAGUACUGGAGCAGCUUGA